AGACGACAAUCAAUUCCUCACGACAACAAAUUCGCCAACCUCCAGCAAAGAUGGCGAAGGAAGCGACCCAGAAGUCCGGCAUCGCCGUCGGCUUGAACAAGGGCCAUCAAGUCACACCCAUCACCCCCAAGCCACGCAUCUCCCGCCGCAAGGGCCUGCUUAGCAAGCGCACUGCUUUCGUCCGCGAGAUCGUCAAGGAAGUCGCUGGCCUGGCUCCUUAUGAGCGCCGUGUUAUCGAAUUGUUGAGAAACAGCAAGGACAAGAGAGCGAGAAAGUUGGCCAAGAAGCGACUUGGUACUUUCGGCCGUGCGAAGCGAAAGGUCGAUGAUCUGCAACGAGUCAUUGCCGAGUCGAGAAGAACUGGUGCUCAUUAAACGAUUUCUGUUUCUGUUUGUGAAGGGAGAUGGACGGACAAUUGCAGACCAGUGGAAUGGCACAGCACGGCAAACUCGGCGCAUUUGUUUGAACGACUGCCGUACGAUGGAGACAUUUCGCUCACCGGAAGACACGAGGGACUCAAAGCUCGUCGACACAUGAGAAGGUGCAUCGGGCUAGUGAUCACCAAGCACAGUGUUUUCGAAAUGGCGUGGUCGAAUGACAAUAUCAAUCAAUGAAUCAAGCAAAACCUUCUGCAAGAGCUUAUGGGACAUCCAUCUUUGAUCAUAUCGUGUCUCAUUGGGUGCCGAAACCACCGUACUACCGUAUACUAACUUCCAC
Molecule: messenger RNA, 717 nt
Organism: Exophiala xenobiotica
Lineage: Eukaryota; Fungi; Ascomycota; Eurotiomycetes; Chaetothyriales; Herpotrichiellaceae
Product: 60S ribosomal protein L36
Exons: 3
Coding region: 51-374 (107 amino acids)
Biological process (GO): cytoplasmic translation
Cellular component (GO): cytosolic large ribosomal subunit; ribosome
Molecular function (GO): structural constituent of ribosome
Source: RefSeq, a predicted model, not a curated record